CAGGAGGGGAGGAGACUUCGCUUCGCCUAAAACCUCGGGACUCGAGAGCUUCCCACACGAGACCCAGCCAUGGCGAUCUCCCAGAUCUCCCGCGGGACCCUGGCCCUCCUCUUCCUCCUCGCCGCAGCUGGCGUCGCCGUCUCCCCGGCCGCCGCCAACGGCCACGAUGAGGUGGUGAGCCUCACGGAGUCCACCUUCGAGAAGGAGGUCGGCCAGGACCGCGGCGCGCUCGUCGAGUUCUACGCGCCCUGGUGUGGUCACUGCAAGAAGCUGGCCCCUGAGUAUGAAAGGCUUGGUGCAAGUUUUAAGAAAGCUAAAUCUGUCUUGAUCGCGAAGGUUGAUUGUGAUGAGCACAAGAGUGUGUGCAGCAAAUAUGGAGUAUCUGGGUAUCCAACAAUCCAGUGGUUUCCCAAAGGAUCAUUGGAACCCAAAAAGUUUGAAGGACAACGCACUGCAGAAGCCCUUGCGGAAUUUGUUAAUAGUGAAGGAGGCACCAAUGUAAAGCUGGCGACCAUUCCUUCCAGCAUUGUUGUGCUCACCCCUGAGACUUUUGAUUCAGUUGUCCUUGAUGAAUCAAAAGAUGUCCUUGUUGAGUUCUAUGCCCCAUGGUGUGGUCACUGCAAGAGUCUUGCUCCGACUUAUGAGAAGCUGGCUUCUGUUUUCAUGUUGGAUGAGGGGGUCGUGAUUGCUAACCUUGAUGCUGACAAACAUAGAGACUUGGCUGAGAAGUAUGGAGUUACUGGAUUUCCUACAUUGAAGUUCUUUCCAAAGGGAAACAAAGCUGGUGAAGAUUACGAUGGUGGCCGGGACUUGGGUGGCUUUGUCAAGUUCAUCAAUGAGAAGUGUGGCACCAGCCGUGAUACCAAGGGUCAACUCACUUCGGAGGCUGGCCGUGUAUCUAGUCUGGAUGCCCUGGCAAAGGAGUUCCUUGAUGCUGCCAGCGACAAGAAGAAGGAAGUCCUCUCCAAUAUGGAAGAGGAGGUAUCUAAGCUCAGUGGUGCUGCAGCAAAGCAUGGAAAGGUCUAUGUAACCAUCGCAAAGAAGAUCCUGGAGAAAGGCAGUGACUAUACUAAGAAGGAAACCGAGAGGCUUCAACGCAUGUUGGAGAAGUCCAUCAGCUCCUCAAAGGCUGAUGAAUUCAUCAUCAAGAAGAAUGUUCUUUCAGCAUUCUCUUCCUAAGGCAAUGAUGGGCUCCAUUGUCACCUUUCGGAUAUAGGCAAAAAGACAUCGGAAGAUUAGGAGUGAUAAUGAGAGUUAAGUGGCGGUAGAACUAAUAUUGGGGUUUCCCUUGAGUACUCGUAAUACGAGUACCCUUUUGCAAAUUCCAGUUAUUUUCCUCUCUGCUUACUUCGAUUUAGUCCGUAGCGAAAUAGUUUACAUUUGGAUGGAGAGAUGGAAAACCUUGUGACUACAGAUCUUAAUUUUCCAAUACAGCUCAGUGUAUGGGCUUAUAUAUCAACCUGGAAAGCUGAAUGCUGCAA
This is a messenger RNA of Phragmites australis (common reed), 1481 nucleotides long. Its product is annotated as protein disulfide isomerase-like 2-2. Gene Ontology annotation, cellular component: endoplasmic reticulum. Gene Ontology annotation, biological process: protein folding. Gene Ontology annotation, molecular function: protein disulfide isomerase activity. The coding region runs from base 70 to 1179 and encodes 369 amino acids. NCBI's taxonomy places the organism in Eukaryota, Viridiplantae, Streptophyta, Magnoliopsida, Poales, Poaceae. The record is from RefSeq and is a predicted model, not a curated record. The transcript is spliced from 11 exons.